Messenger RNA from Babesia microti strain RI, 921 nucleotides. RefSeq lists its product as hypothetical. Gene Ontology annotation, biological process: endoplasmic reticulum to Golgi vesicle-mediated transport. The transcript is spliced from 2 exons. The record is from RefSeq and is a predicted model, not a curated record. Bases 1 to 921 code for a protein of 306 amino acids. NCBI's taxonomy places the organism in Eukaryota, Apicomplexa, Aconoidasida, Piroplasmida, Babesiidae. Gene Ontology annotation, cellular component: endoplasmic reticulum membrane; COPII-coated ER to Golgi transport vesicle; Golgi membrane.
AUGGCUAAUUUUUUACCCCAAGGGACACUUAUGGCAAAUAUAUUCAACCAACUAACCGUCCAAAAUAAUGAUUACACUAGUCACUCACAACUAAAUAACCUAAAUGACUCAGCUAGACAGGACACAUCUGGUCAUAAUGAAUCAAAACCAGGCGCAAUCGUAGGCACAUGUUUUGAGAUGAUUAGACCCUAUUUCAGAAUAUCACAAAUUGAUGUACUGCUCAACAUUAAGGAUAUCUUUCUUCCAAUUAAACCACGCACGCGUUUACUAGAUCUUUACCUACCCUCUGUUUCCAUAUCAACAUUUAUCUUAUUAUCUACCAUUAAUAGAAUAUUAUCUGACAAUUCAUCUACCACAAAUCCCGCCGAGAUCCUGGCUAGAGUAGCGUCUUGGAUCAUUUCCUCAAUCAUAUUAGAGGCGUCAUUGCUUAAAUUCUUCUUCUUCAUCCUCAAAGUACAAACCAAUACCAUGAUUAUUCCGCAUGAUGUUAAGGGUCAAAUGUUGGACAAUGGACAAGACCUAGACCCAUACAGACAACAGCAAAAUAACCUAGAUUUUAAUUCGAGUAGAUGCAAUUACGUACACGAUCCCGCAAUAUUGCAAUCAGAUGGAGUACCUGUGUUAGCAAUCCUUUCCGUUUCUGGUUAUAAAUUCACACCUUUAUCUUUCAUUCUCUCAAUAUCGCUAUUAUACUCUGGAAACCCAUCCUUUUGGAUCAAUUCAUUCAAAUUUUACUCUUAUAUAGCAGCAUCUAUUAACGCCUUUAGGUGCUUUGAGGGAUUGCAUUUAACUACUUUUAACAACUAUCCUGCUUUGGAGAUGAGACAACCAAAUUUAUCGCACAUAUAUUUACUUAUUUACAUUGCUUCGGCCAUGCAAUUUAUCAUAUCUUGGGGUUUGAUGCCCAAACAAUCAACAUAA